Molecule: messenger RNA, 183 nt
Organism: Dovyalis caffra
Lineage: Eukaryota; Viridiplantae; Streptophyta; Magnoliopsida; Malpighiales; Salicaceae
Source: the annotation of a GenBank genome assembly
AUGGCUGCCACUCUCUCUACUCCUCUCUCCUUCACCACCAAAACAAAGACUACACUUUCCACGCACUUUGGGCAGGAAAAGGACCGUCUAGCACCUCCAUUUAGACCAACCAGCUAUCAACAAGAAGUUGACGAGUACCGCCAUCCAACUGAGCAAGAAUAUAGAAAGAAAAUAAUGCUGUAA